CGCAGGCUCCAAAUUAUUCAAUUCAGAAACGUUAUACCGAGGACUGGGUCCUUCAGCGUGGAUUUCAAACACACCGGCGUAGCGAUAGCAGCUGGUACUCAGAAAACUCGGACAGUUCAAGUUCCGAGGGAAACGCAAAAUUAGGGACGCAUCGACGUUACCCUUCAGACGCAAAGACUAUCACUCCAGCUGAUUUCCAGUCUGGAAGAUUCUUGUUAGCACCGAAAGCAGAGCUUUCUUCGGACGCAGAUACAGGAACCAGUGAAGGAGCUUGGAAAACAGCCCCACAGUCUUUUACCGAGAACAAAACAGGCACAUCUUCACCAAUGCCUAUGUUAGCAAGCAUAUGGGCGAGCACGCCUCCCCCAAUCAUGGAGAAUAGAUUUCCUAUAAGUAAUGGGGUAUCGGAUAUCCGAUUAGAACCGGAGCAUCCGAAUUCAGAUUUAUCGGUGUUUGGCGUGGUAGAAAACGGACCGAGCACCAACAUGAUUCGAACACCCUCACCUCUAUCAUCGACUGAGGCAACGGCGACACGUACUCCCGUACCGAAUGGUAUCUCGGCAAGCUUAUUAUCACACACACCCCUUCAGUUGAGCCGAUCGGGCACACCAAAUAUCAAGUCGAAGAAACGGAAGUCGAAGAACGUUGUCAAGGUCCCCUCAUAUUCACCAUGGGGACUACCAUUAGAAGAAGGGGGCAGGCCAAUGCCAUUGACUAACCUCGAGAUGGAAGAGCGAUCACGGAAAUGGGAGGCUCUGGGUUACACACCUGAAUUUCUCAGUGGUCAGGGGGCACAGAGCAGAGACAUCUUCCUAGAAGACACGAAAGAAAAGGUUAAGGAUGUGGUGGUUAAUAUUCGUGAUCCAAGUGAGUGGCAGGAAUAUUGUAACCAACUUCGAGAAGAGAAGCUCCGGGCUUUAGGUGUUAUAUUGGCCGACGAUAUACCAGCCGCUAUGCCUGCUACUACUACUGCAAGGGGCCAAACUCCACUGUCACACCAAAGCCCUGCUCCAUUCCAAGCUAAUCCUUACUCACCACCUCACCCUACACAAUCCGCAAUGUCCAACGGAAUGGGUCAUAAUGGCAGCCAGAACGUAAAUUAUCACGGACACCACUACUCACCCUCAAUGGCCCAGGCCCCUGUGCAUAUGUCGCCGAUUCCAGCGCAAGCAAACCAUCCCCUUCCUUACCACAUGCCACGGCAGUCAAUGUCCAUGAACCCAACUCCUAUUAAUCAUGACUGGGAUCUGUAUAACCCCAAUAUGUAUACCCCGCCACCACCACAAAACCAACCCACUCCCCCAAUGAUGACCGGGUCAGUUUGGAGUCCUGCUCCACCUGGUCCGUUUGCUAUGAGAAAUCCUUCUCCAAUGGGCGGAAUGGGUCACCACAGCCAUUCACCGAGCAUGUUUACACCCCAAUACAUCAUGGAGGAGAAUCAAGACUACAUGAACAUGAUUCCUAAUGAAUACGUAGAGAGCCAGAGGGCAGCAGCAUAUUAUGGCCAUAACCACCACCUCUCAUUGGUAGGUAUGGACCGAUUCCAACAGCAACAGAUGCGCCGAGGAUCUCCCCUGGCUCAUCAAUCUGGGCACCUUCUCGAGGAAGAUGAGCAGCGUAUGAUUGAUAUGAUGGCAAUUGAUGCACCAGUCCCUGGGCGUCGUCAUAAUCUCAGCAUAUCACUAGAAAAGGAUAUGGAGGGCAUGGAGAACUACCAAAAGGAGAUUGAGACACAUAUUGGUCAUCAUCUGUCAAAUGGAGAUGGUUUCAACACAAACCCAGUUUCCCCAGCUCCGGAAGCUAUGUACCCACAACAUCCUGAUAUGCCAUGCGUCGAGAAUGACGUUCACAACGGACCAGAGUUACUCUCAAACCCCGAAGACGAUGUUCCGGACGUUGAGACCGAGCGACAACACAACCGACAGGCUGCCCGGGAACGUACACAAAGUAUCGGAAUGAAUGGUCAGCAGUAUGAUAGCAAUUCUCUGCCCAUGUCCGGAAGCCAGUACAUUCCACAGAGCUACCAACCGCAUAGCCGAGACACCUCGCUUUCUCACAUACAAUAUGAUGCGAUUGACCCUAGAGAAAACUCUGCACUCUCAAUGCUCAUGGGUACCGGUAUCGGUACAGGUUCCCGCCGGGGUGGUAUGCUAGACGAGAUCCUUAGUGAGGGUGGUCGCACAAACCCCUCCGACAUCAAUACCAAUCCCAGCGAACCCUCAAGCCCUCGCCCGAAAUACACAUCUCAUAUGCGCGAUAUCUCCAACAAUAGCAACGCGUGGAUGUCAGAUACUUCCAAGGCUCCAGGAUCAACCACCUCGUCAAAGAAGUUCAACGCCCAGGCACCAGAGUUCAAAUUCAAGCCUGGGACAUCAUUCAAAUAUUCUCCACAAAGUAAACCAUUCAUCCCCUCAGGCUCAGUUAAUUCUUCGCCUAUUGGCAGUACCACCCAUUCUCGAAAGACCAGUCAGGAUCCCGUUGGGUUUGGAAGUUAUGGUAAAGGAAAACUCAAUGUUGGCGCUGCACCAUUCCGACCACGGCUGUUCUCCAACGGAUCUGCUUCUAGUGUAUUCGCAAAAGGCGCUCAAUUUAGUCCUGAUGCGCCUGUAUUCAAGCCAAAAUCAGCUGAAUCAAUAUCUACACCAGCAAGCAAAAGUUCACUACCACCGAUAUUUUCACCUACUAAGGAGAUUGAUGAGCCCGUUCUUGAGAAGCAAGCAUCUCGACCACCUAGUCGCACGUCGGUACACAAGGAGACACCGGCAGAUGUGAUUGAAGAUGAUGCAAGAGAAGGAAAUGUAUCAGGAGGUGGAGGAAAGAGGGCUAAACAUGGUCCAACCUCAAGCCUUGUCAAAGAUACAGAGGUGCCGGCAUUGGAGAGUCUGCGCCCCUCAGAGGAUGUAGAGACCUCAGAUGUCAACGCCGCCGAUAGCCAAAAUGCUACUCCCACCGAAGAGACAUUUGCCGAAAGCAGCGCGAGUAGCGAUGAGGUUGAAGACGUACCAAAGGAGUUGCCAAUUGAAGAAGAACCUUUUGUUAUGAUCGAGGAGGGAGAAAUAACAUCAUUCGCCAUGGCGGAUGCCAAUAUCUCCGCCGUUCCAUCCAAGGGCGAGGGCGAGACACCUCUCGAUGUUCUGGACCAAGAGCUGUCUGCUGUUGAAGAGGCUGAGGCCAUCGCAGCGGCCAUCCCCAUUGAUAAUAGGUCAGAGAGGGCUUCCACACCCCCACCUGCUGAAGUGCUUGAAGAACCCACCCCACAGGCAGCAGCGGCAGCCCCGGACUUCAAUUUCGACUUCGCACAAGCAGCAGAGCCUGUCACUCAUAUGGAGGCAAAGUUCGGCGGGAUGGGCGAGUCUCGAUACUCUCAUGCACCAUCGCCGCCCCCAGCGCACCCGGCUCCUUCGCCACCUGUUUCCGAUAUGCUCCCAUUGCCGUCAGAAAGGGUAUCCUAUGCUUCAAAUGCAGAUUCGUACAGGUCGAAUCCUUUCGUGGACCCAGUCAAGCCAAUGCCGACCGAUUCCGAGUUGGAUGAGGUUAUUCGGCAUUUGUCUGAGAACGAUCCCAUCUAUGGUAAUCAAGAGAACGGCAUGUCUGGAUCGGAAGUCGGCGAGCAAUCCAUGGAUGAAGAGCAAUCAGCCCCAGAAGAGACGCAAGAAGAACAACAAGUGGCCGACGAGGAUCUCAUUACCUGGAGGCGCGACACCCCGAAGAGGCCAGCUAUCCCGGUAUUCCACGAUCUGACACCGACAUCGCACCCAUUCGAGCAAGCAGAGCGCAGUGCUGGACCCAGUCCAAGCCCGACCCGCGGCACAUUCCAGCAUACAGCUGCAACGUUCUCAACAGACGAUGAUGCAACAUAUGCGCAAGCCCAAACUACUGGAGAAGUUGCAUAUCAGCCUCCUGCACAGGAGGAUAUUGGUCAUGCUCAGCCAGAAAGCGACUGGGAUGAUUUGAUCCCCCAGGAUGACUCCAAACUCCGACCGCAGAGCCGAUUGUUUUUCGAUGCUCACGUUGAAGAGUUUGUUGGUGAUCUCCUACAUUCUCGCCUGGAUCCACUCCACAAGUCUCUCUCAGCUAUCCACGAUGUCUUGAAGAAGAAUCAAUCGUUGACUCUUACACGGAGAGGAAGCGUUGCUACUUCAGCUCCACACAGCGAUGCUGACGAUGAGGAAGAUGACACCCAGCCACCAAGAUCACCCAGGAAGGAUAAAAAGUCAGAGAAGAUCAAGUCUGCUGUUGUCGAAGCGCUCGUUAUGCACAACUGGAGCGCUCCAACCGAAGACAAGCUGGCGGAGAUCUACAGCGCCAUCGCAAAGGUUUCUCGUGCUUUCCAGGACAGCCAUUUGAACGAUGACUUAGCGGAAACGAAGUCGGCUAUCCUUCAGGCACUUACGAAGACUGCACACACGGAUGAAAUUGAUCUCACCAAGCUAGAGAUUCUCGCCGCCAUCAAGCGCACGGCCAAGUCAAACGACAUGGAAGAUUUGAAAACAUCCUUCGCCCGCUCCGUUUCCAAGAUUGCGCAAGUCGAGGACAUCGCAUCGAUACGUGAGGCCAUGGAAGAGGUCGCGCAGAUUAGUGACAUUGUCGGAAUGAAAUUGGAGCUCCGCGACUCAUUGAUCAGCACGGCACAAAAGAGCGACAUAGAGGAUCUUAAGAGCAUCUUGUCUAAAGUCCCGGAAAAAGGUGAUCUCGAGUGCCUGCAGGAUAUCACUGUUUCAGGUUUCGCAAAGGCGGUCAAGGCAAACGACAUUGUCGAGCUCAAGAACAGCUUGUCGGAGGUUAUCAGGACUAUCCAUACUACUGAUGUUAGGGGCGAUGUUCAGCAAGUGUAUGAGCUGACACGGGAUAACGCAAUGGAUACCAACUUGUACCAGCAAGCACAAGAAAAUUUCAUCAGAGAAAGCCAUAACAACGUCAGCAAGUCACUGGACACUAUCCAAACUUCUGUUCAUGAUGUUCAAAAGUUGGUUCAGCAGCGUGGCCAAAAGGAGGAUAUGCGCAGAAGUCUGCAAGAGGAUGAUCAGAAGCAGAAUUUCACAGAUAUCAAGACCUACAUCGGUGAGGUUAACAACAAUCUUGUUGAUGUAGUUGCCCGCGUGCAGAAAGUGGACGACAUCAGACUGGUUGUAGGCAAUAUUUCAGACUCGCAACCCAGACUAGCAGAUAUCAAGGACGUUUUUGAGGAGGUUGUGAGAGGGCAACCAACUUUGGGACAGGUGAAAUCAGUGGUAGAGGACGUUGUCAACAGGCAGCCGACAAUCGAGGAGUUGAAGUCUAUUGUCGAGGGAGCUACCAGCAAGCAACCAACAAUCGAGGAGCUGAAGUCCGUUGUUGAAGAGGUUGCUAAAACGCAGCCAACAAUCGAAGACCUACGAUCUGUGGUUGAGGAGGUUGCCAAUAAACAAACAGUCGAAGAAUUGAGAGUUGCUGUCGAGGAGGCUUUCAACAGGCAGCCAACGAUUGACGACUUAAGGCUAGUUGUUGAAGAGGCUUCCAACAAUCAACCAACCUUGUACGAUGUCAAGAACGCCAUGGAGGAGGUUACCGAUUGCUUGCCCAAGAUGGAUGCUCUCCGUUCUAUGAUGGAAGAGUUGCUUUCCAAGCACCGGACUGUCACGGUUACCAAGGCCACCGAGCACGCCAAUACCGAAGCGCUUCUACUUAAAGUGGCAGGCCUUGAGAAGAUGCUGGACGAGGCCGGGAGUCGUGCGGAGGCAGAGUCACAGGCAAGAAGGGAGGCCCAUGAGAGGACCUUGGAGUUGGAGAGUAGAUUGAGGAUUGCUGAAGAGGAGGCGGCAAGGUACCGGGACAAGGCGGAGGAAUCAGACCGCAGAUUAAAGGCCAACGACGACAAACGAUACCAGGCUUUGACACAGUCACAAAUGCGCGUCGCACUUCUUGAGGGCGCCCAUUCGGCUCUGCAGAAGAGUGUUGGGGAGCUUUCAGCACGGAAUGCAAAUCUGGAAGGCAGCAUUAGGGAAGCACAAUCGGCCAGCGAGCGGAACAAGGAGGAAGCGAACAGAAUGGAGGAUGAGAAUAGAGAGCUCAGAAGGGUUAUUGAGUCUCUGAAAGCAGAAAUGGAGGAAAGGGGACAUGCAGACCGCGGCAUACAACAUCGGCCAGGAACAAGGAAAGCAAGAGUAGCGGCCGAAGUUACGGUGAAGGAAGGAUUGGAGAGCGAGGUCAGGCGAUUGGAGGUCGAGCAAAAGGAGGCAAUUAAGCUGAAGGUGGAGUAUGAGCAGCUAAAGAGGUCGAAUGGGAAGUUAGAGGAGAUGCUUGAUAAGUUCAGGGAAGAGGCGGUAGAACACUCACAGCGCGCUGCAUCUCUUGCCCACGAAAAGACAAAGGCCGCGCUUUCCCAAGAGUCUACUGAAUCCAAGUCUCUCGUGGUACAGGAACAGCACCAAAAGUACGAGAAGCAACUUUUGGAACUCCGCCAACGCUUUGAGGAUACUCGGUCCCAAAAUGAUAGGGCCCUUAGAAUCGCGACCGAGGAUGGUGAGCGCGAAGCGAUCUACCUGAACCAACGUCUUGACAUCUCUCAAUCUGAAGUGCAACACCUUCGUGAGAAAUCCAAAGACCUUCGAGAACAAACAAAGGAUCUUCGCGAGCACAUUUCCCUCCUCAAAGAUCAACUCAAGAUUGCCACAUCUGCGGCCCAGGCUGCUGCUCAGGCUGCUGCAACUUCGAGGGCACCCCAGGCCGUCUCAGAAGAAAGGGCUUUACGAGAAUCGGUGAACGUGCUUCAGGAGCAGCUCCAGCAACGUGAGGCGCGAAUUGAAGAACUCGAGCAACAGCUUUCCAAAUUCGACAAGGCGGAUAUCAAGCGCAAAGACGAGCAAAUCACGUGGCUUCGAGAGCUACUUGAUGUCAGGGUUGACGAGUUGGAGGAGAUUGUUCAUGCUUUGAGCAUGCCCCACUUUGACCGUGAGAGUGUCCGGGAUACGGCACUUCGUCUUCGGGCAAACCUCCAGAUGGAGCAGCGGGAAAAGGAGAUGUCAAUUACUCCUAGUCGCGGGGCCAUUGCCCCAGUUACAAGUCUCGCAUCAAGACUUCCGGGCGUUGCAAGUUCUGCCGCUAGUUCUGCCGCCGGUUGGUGGAAUUCGAAGAAUAAGGGUCCAUCAUCAGUUGCCCACAGUUCACCCUCACGACCCGGCUCUGCUGCCGGUUUCUUGAAUGGCAUUCUCGCACCUGCACCUCCGACCACACUUGCCAAUGCCCAACGGAUGGGAUCCAGGCUUGCACGGGGUAUUUCUUCAGAAACAGGUUCAAAUUCGUCGCAUACCACUAUCACUUCGCGGUAUAGAGAAAAACAAACGGCGGUACCCUCCUACAGAGCAGAGAGAGGGGGAUCCAGGAGAAUGCAACACCAUCUUUUCCAGAAGGGGUUGUAUGAUGCGGAUGCGGAUGCGGAUGCCAACGAUAGUGUGAUGAGCGGAGAGUUUUAUGAGGAUGAGGAUAACGGGACAGAAACGGGGGCCGAUGAUGGCGAUAUGCCGUACCGACCGGGUUCAUACAGGCACUGA
This is a messenger RNA of Morchella sextelata, 7529 nucleotides long. RefSeq lists its product as uncharacterized. The annotation marks the transcript as partial. The record is from RefSeq and is a predicted model, not a curated record. Gene Ontology annotation, cellular component: cytoskeleton. NCBI's taxonomy places the organism in Eukaryota, Fungi, Ascomycota, Pezizomycetes, Pezizales, Morchellaceae. The transcript is spliced from 7 exons.